AUGAACAAUCCACACAUUACAGCCUUCAAAUUCCCUAAUGAACUAGAGUUUCUAUAUAAAUGUUUUUAUUUAUCAAAGGAUACGGACCUGAAAAGACAGGCUAUCUCAAAAGUACGAUCAUAUCUAACGAAAAGUCCGAUUCCUCAUAGUAUUGAAAUAACUGCAUUGCUAAUGGAGGCAAUGCUAGAAGAUGAAACCCAGACAGGGGUAAAGCUAUUCAAGUAUGAAGAGAGAAAGACAUUUCUCACAUCGUCAAAUAACCCCACUGCCACUGAUUUGAAUAUUAGGCUUCAGUAUUCAAUGAUUAUGGUGAAGUUUGUAAAUGGGUUACUUGAUCCAUUCCAGCAAUCCAUGUUCAACAUUAGUCUGCAUAAAUUAGCUGUUGAAUUGAAGCUACCAAAUUACUUUGUUGAAUGCAGGCAUAUCUGUACACAUGAGAGGUUACCAAGUCUACAAAUGCUGAGGAUGAUUACACAACGUGCAUAUCAGUGGCUGAGGGUUGAGUACUGGGAAAACAUCCUUAAUAAAUACAAAAGUCUGGACCUAUUAGAAGUCAAUGAAACAAGGUGGAAUAUGAGCCUAAUGAACGUCAAGAGAACUCAUGAUUUAAAAACACUGCAGCAAAAAGAACAAAAUGGCGAUAUCUUUUCAAAAUACUCAUUAAAAGAAGUAGAGAAUCUCUUAAAGUCAAUAAGAAAGGAUCGGAAACGGGAGAUUCAAGAAAAAGUUAAGUUACAAAGCGUGGUGGAUGACACCAACAAACUCAAACAUUUGAUUGAUACUAAAAAUGCCAGUAACAUAAUUCAAAUUAUGAUAUUUCGAAAUGUUUUGUUACUGCAAACAGAAAAAAACCAUGACGUCAAUGAGAAACAGUUGGUAGGUAUGCGUAUGAUAUGGGGAACUAUAUUACAGAAUUUAGACGUUACAUUUGUGACGAAACUAUGGAUCGAACUUUUCAAACUAUCCACAUCUACAACUUUGGUGAACUAUGGCACAAAUUAUGUUGAAGAAUGCAUCAUUAAUAAUAAACCGAUAAAGUACCUCAAAAGCGAAGCUGAAAUACGGCAGUGUGAAAAUUGGAUUAAAUGGAUUUUGGAAAAUAUCACCUUUAUAGAUAAGUCCAACAUUGGUGAAAUUGUUCAGCUAUUGUUCACUCAAAGCAAUGCAAGUAGAAUCUGUGUUCCAAUACUGAAUAAUCAAUAUUCAGCCUUACUGACAGAAGUCAAUUGCCAAGAGAAAAUUGCGACUCUUGAGAAAACAAUACAAAGAUUUUGGACAAAUGAAACCAAUUUUAAAAAACGUACUUUGGAAGACGUUGAAUUAAACAUACUAGAUGAUGAGAACACAAAUAAGAGAACAAAGACUUCCAUCAAUCUCUUUGACAGCUAUUCAUCCUGGAGGCCGAUCCCAUUUGGAUGUCCUCCACCUAUUUAG
Molecule: messenger RNA, 1434 nt
Organism: Pichia kudriavzevii
Lineage: Eukaryota; Fungi; Ascomycota; Pichiomycetes; Pichiales; Pichiaceae
Exons: 1
Coding region: 1-1434 (477 amino acids)
Biological process (GO): maturation of LSU-rRNA; maturation of 5.8S rRNA
Cellular component (GO): preribosome, large subunit precursor; Las1 complex
Molecular function (GO): endonuclease activity
Source: RefSeq, a predicted model, not a curated record